UUGUGCUCAUUUAAAAAGGGUUGUUUUGCAGAGGUCUCUAAAAUUUUGUAUGUCAGACAGACAGACAAAAAAAAACUUCUCAGAGUAUAGUUGUUUUCUCUCUUGGCUUCAUUUGAACCCCCACAACUUCAUUCUCUUCCCUUCAUCCUUAAAAUACAAAUAAAAAAAAAAAAAAACUUUCUUCCAUCUUCUGAGAGAGAGAGAGAGUAUUUUCUUACACUGUACCAUAUUUUCUUGAAAACCUUAAAACAGAGAGAGAGAGAGAGUAUUUUGAGAAGGGUUUAGUGGCAUAUGGAUUCAUUUCUGUUGUAAGUAGCAGAAAAAUGGUUACAAACACAUUAAUGCUGCUAAAGUUUUGAUCUUUAAGGUUUUAAGACAAGGGUUUUGAGGUUUUUUUUUUUUUUUUUUUUUUUUUUUUAAAUAAACUGAUUUUUUGAGGCCUAAUCUGUGAUGGGUUUGGAUUAUUAAGCCAUAUUUAGUUCAAGCACUGUUCUUAUUCCUCUAGUGGUUUGCCAAAUACCCAAUACAGAUGAGUAUUUCGUUUUCAAUUUCUUGCAAAAAAUGGGCUUAAACCCUUCCAAAGACAGCGCCUUUUCUGGUUCCUUCUGUUCAUGGAGAGGAGUCUUUUGUGAUGACAAUGGUGAAUACAUUUUCAAGUUUGACGCCUCGGGUUUCGGUUUAUCCGGUCCAAUCCCGGACACCACCAUUGGCAAGCUGACAAAACUCCAUACCUUAAAUCUCAGUAAUAACAGAAUCACUGCUUUGCCUGAUGAUUUCUGGAGUUUAACCUCGCUCGAGAAUCUCAACCUCUCGUUUAACCAAAUCUCCGGGGUUUUACCUAGCAAUGUAGGCAACUUUGUUCAGCUUCAAAGCUUGGAUCUUUCUCACAACACUUUCUCGGGGAAUAUUCCCGACUCGGUGAGCUCGUUAACGAGCUUACUAGCUCUGAACCUCAGUCGCAACGGGUUCGAAUCGGUAAUCCCGUUGGGGGUUUCAAAGUGUUGGUCGUUAGUUUCGAUCGAUUUUUCAUCAAACAAGCUCAAUGGCUCUGUUCCUUUCGGUUUCGGUGCUGCAUUGUUUCCGAAUUUAAAAUUCUUGAAUUUGGCCGGAAACGAGAUUUCGGGCCGGGAUUCGGGUUUUUCAGGGAUGAAAGUAAUGAGGUAUCUUAAUAUUUCCGGGAAUCUGUUCGAGGGUUCUGUUGUAGGUGUGUUUGAAGGGGCUUUGGAGGUGGUUGACCUGAGCAGGAACCGGUUUCGAGGCCACAUUGCUAAGGUAAACUUCAGCUCCACUUUCAAUUGGUCGAAUUUGCUGUAUUUGGAUAUGUCUGAAAAUCAGUUUAGCGGCGAGUUUUCGGAUGAUCUGAGCCGUGCUGCGAGUCUCAAACACCUUAAUCUUGCACACAAUAGGUUCACCGAGCAGCAAUUCUUGAAAGUUGACAAGCUUUCUCGUUUGGAGUACUUGAAUUUGUCUGGAACUAAUUUGAUUGGUCAGAUUCCGAAGAACAUUUCACUUUUACGUAGUUUGAGAGUUCUCGAUCUGUCGAAAAAUAAUCUCAGUAAUCAUAUUCCUCCGAUUCUUACUGAGAAUCUUGAAAUUCUUGAUUUUUCGUACAACAAGCUAACAGGUAACAUCCCGUUGUUCCUCUUACAAGAACUUCUCGAAAUGGAGAGGUUCAAUUUCUCUUACAACAAUCUGAGCUUUUGUUCUUCCCAAUUUUCCAACGAAACCCUCGAAUCGGCUUUUAUAGGGUCGGUCGACACAUGUCCGAUCGCCGCAAAUCCAAUCUUUUUCAAAAGAAACGCUCCGAAAAAUCAUACGGGACUAAAGCUGGCACUAGCUUUAGCCUUAUCGAUGACAUGUUUGCUUGUGGGGUUAAUCUUUUUCGCCUUUAGCUGCCGAAGGAAGAACGCAAUGUGGGCGGUGAAAAAGCAGAACAACUCUUUUUCUGCCAAGGAAGAACAGCAAGUUAUAUCCGGACCGUUUUCUUUUCAGACAGAAUCGACAACUUGGGUGGCAGACGUAAAGCAAGCAACAUCGGUGCCUGUAGUAAUCUUCCAAAAGCCGUUGCUUAAUUUCACAUUCGCGGAUCUUUUAUCCGCAACCUCGAAUUUCGAUCGAGACACAUUGCUUGCGGAAGGAAGAUUCGGGCCCGUUUACGGCGGGGUUCUGCCAGGUGGCGUCCACGUGGCGCUCAAGGUCUUGGUCAACGGGUCAACCAUGACGGAUCAAGAAGCUGCGAGAGAGCUCGAGUACCUCGGACGAAUCAAACACCCAAACCUCGUACCGUUGACUGGAUAUUGUCUAGCUGGCGACCAAAGGAUCGCGAUUUACGAGUACAUGGAAAACGGGAAUUUGCAUAACUUGCUAUACGAUUUGCCUCUUGGAGUUCGAACCAGCACAGAAGAUUGGGAAGAUGAUCUUGAAGAAGAAAACGGGAUACAGAAUGUGAUUGGUCUAGAGGGUUCUUUAAAUACUUGGAGAUUUAGGCAUAGAAUUGCUCUCGGAACAGCUCGUGCGCUUGCAUUUCUUCACCAUGGAUGCUCGCCUCCGAUUAUACACAGAGACGUGAAAGCGAGCAGUGUUUAUCUCGAUUUUAAUUUGGAGCCGAGAUUGUCCGAUUUCGGGCUUUCCAGGAUUUUCGGAAAUGGGGUUGAGUACGAUGAAAUUGUUGUGAGUGGAUCGGAAGGGUAUAUACCGCCGGAGAUUCUUGAUCCGGAAAAUGGCUGCGAGCCGACGCCGAAAUCUGAUGUGUACGGAUAUGGAGUGAUUCUCUUCGAGCUGAUCAGUGGUAAAAAGCCUGUGGGAGAUGAUUACGGGGGCGAAAGGGGAGUUAAUUUAGUGAGUUGGGUGAGAGGGCUAGUGAGGAAGAAUCAAGAAUCGAGAGCUAUAGAUACGAAAAUACGCGGGAGUGGACUCGAUGAAGUGAUGGCUGAGGCUUUGAAGAUUGGAUAUUUGUGCACGGCUGAAGUACCGUUUAAACGGCCGACCAUGCAUCAGGUUGUUGGAUUGCUUAAGGAUCUUGAACCAAUUACACAACAAUGAAGAAAUUAUCAAGAUUCCUUUUUUUUCUUUUUUUUUUCUUUUUUUAAAUGUUAUUGCCUAUUAUGGUGCUGCUGUGAGAAGAUUGUGUAGCAGCUGUAGUUUUCUUGUUUUUUUUUUCUGGAUUUUCAUUAGUGAUUCCGAUUCUUGAUCGAUAUAAACCUCGGUUUGAUCCAUAAAAAUCGCGUCUUUAGUGCUAAUGUGUUCAUGUGUAACAGCACUUUUUUUUUCUUUGCUAAGAGGAUGAACUUAUGUGAUUUUUGCAUA
Messenger RNA from Erythranthe guttata (spotted monkey flower), 3306 nucleotides. Its product is annotated as putative LRR receptor-like serine/threonine-protein kinase At2g24230. NCBI's taxonomy places the organism in Eukaryota, Viridiplantae, Streptophyta, Magnoliopsida, Lamiales, Phrymaceae. Gene Ontology annotation, molecular function: ATP binding; protein binding; protein kinase activity. Gene Ontology annotation, biological process: protein phosphorylation. The record is from RefSeq and is a predicted model, not a curated record.